This is a messenger RNA of Orbicella faveolata, 1785 nucleotides long. RefSeq lists its product as uncharacterized. NCBI's taxonomy places the organism in Eukaryota, Metazoa, Cnidaria, Anthozoa, Scleractinia, Merulinidae. Gene Ontology annotation, molecular function: translation activator activity; RNA binding; protein binding. Gene Ontology annotation, biological process: regulation of translational initiation. The record is from RefSeq and is a predicted model, not a curated record.
AAUACACAAGGCCUGACCGCCAAGCACCUUGUUUGGGAACUUCAGAAAGCUUGCAGUUGACGCUGAGUCUACCAAAAUGGUAUCAUAAUCCAAGUAGGUUCGGCUUUUUGAGAAUCUUCCGAUUGAUAAGAUGCCUAAAAAAUCAGGAAUAAAAGCUGACGAUUAUGAAGGCAGGCUCCUGCGACCUGGCAAGAGUCGAGAGAGUUCGACCACACAGGAUGGCGUUCACCUGGAAUCCUCUUCCGCCUCAAAAGAAAGUGAAAUAGAGAAACCACCCUUACCAGUAGCAAAUGAAGACACUAAGGUGAGUCCAGCUUCUGAGGAGAAACUUGCUGAGGAAGCAGCAAACAGCAAGCAAAGCGAAUCAGAUGAAAGUGAGAAGGCCGUUUUGACGCAAUCAAUUGCCACAAGCGAAGGAACAAGGGAACUUACAGAACAUCAUGAGGACAAUGUGUCAAGUGGUAAUAAAAAUAUUAAGGAAAGUCAUGUUGACAAACCUGAUGAGACAGUAAAACAUGAAGAAGCUCUAACACCUGAACCUCCAGGCCAAGCUGUUUCCAAGUUAUCACCUCAUGCAGUUGAGUUUGUUCCUAAAGUCACCUAUAAUCUGGUAUCUGCAGUCAAUGCCCCUGAAUUUGUUCGAGCUCCAGUUCCAGAACAAAACAACCAACCUCCACUACUUCGUCAGAAGAGUAACACGCCUGAAAAUGAACUGAUGAACUGUGUUAGGGAUGUUCUGUUUGGCUUAACACAGAGCCCUGGCGAGUUACAUUAUUAUGUUGAUACUUUGGUAGAGAUGUUGAAAAAAUGGUUGAGUACUUUGACGUCCUUGCAGGAAGUUGUGGAUGCUAUCUUUGAAUAUUCAAUAACAGAACCUAACUUCCAAUAUAUGGCAGCCAGACUGUGCAACUUGUUAUCCAUGGAAAAUAGUAUUGUACUAAAGAAUAAUGAAAAGUUCAGGAGUGUAUUGAUGAAUAGAUGCAGAGAUGAACAUUUAAACAGAGAGGCAUCUCUUCAAAAUCCUGAAACCUUACCACGAUUGCUUGGGUUUGCAAUGUUUGAGGCUGAGCUCUUUUGUAACUACAGGCCCUUAGGUGAGAGUCAACCUUUAGAGGUAUUUCACAGAGGAUUGUUAGAAAUGUUAAAAACUCUUUUACAAAACCACUCAGAGGACUGUCUUAAAUGCAUUGGGAAUAUGUUAAAGGUAUGUUAACCCAGACAGAAUAAGAUUCAGAUAAUGAAUGCCACUCAAAAGUUGACAAUUUGCCAAUAAGUGCUCAGGUUUUAAUUUGUUUUGAUUAGUCUACUUUUUCAAUGUUAGUAGUUUUAUUUCUUUUUUCACUCCAUGAACUUGAAAAACAUUAUUUACUUUUUCUAGCUUAAGUUAUUAAAUAAAUGGAAUAGUAAGUAAUGGGUUAAUCUAACUUGUGGCUCUUCCUUCAUUGCCCAAUACCAAUAUCUAAACCUAGAUAUCUCUCCAUGCCAUAAGACAGAUAAGGCUUUGACAUUCUCCUUCUGUCUUCUUCAAUUUCCAGCUAAAACUCAGACAGUUGCCAAUGACUGCCAGCCAGCUGCACACCUUUCGUCUAUCAUUCUCCUCCAAUCCAUGUACAUGUAGAUGUAAUGUUACUUUGGGUUGACCUGAUCUCCUCCACCAGUCAGUUCCCAUUAACACACUGGUGUUCAUCUUAUACACACAAAAAAUGAAAAGGAUGCACAGUUUCUUGGCAAAGUGUAUCCUUGCCAGGGAUGCAGGAAAAAAGUUCAGAAAAUUGUUAGUAAAUA